Messenger RNA from Dicentrarchus labrax (European seabass), 3734 nucleotides. RefSeq names its product TLC domain containing 2 (gene tlcd2). The coding region runs from base 429 to 1148 and encodes 239 amino acids. The record is from RefSeq and is a predicted model, not a curated record. NCBI's taxonomy places the organism in Eukaryota, Metazoa, Chordata, Actinopteri, Moronidae. Gene Ontology annotation, cellular component: plasma membrane. The transcript has 4 exons. Gene Ontology annotation, biological process: membrane assembly; phospholipid homeostasis; regulation of membrane lipid distribution.
AAAAAAAGUUACACAAGCGAGAGAUGAGGUUUUACAACAGGACGGUUUCACAACUGUGAACGAGACUUCACGCCUACAUUCACCGUCCACUGCUACCGGUUAGACCUGUGGCCUCAGAGGGGUUUAUUAUAGGAGGGCGGGGGGCGGCAUAUCUCUCACACACACACACAGACAUAGUCAAUCUGUGUUUUUCUUCUCUGGACAAUAACCGCCUUUCACCAGCCUGUUGUGGCACACAUGAUUGGGAACACACCGGUGCGUUAACGUGAUCGUCUCGGUCGUCGCCCACAGCCGUCUGGAGCCAUUAUAUUAUAUUAUAUUAUAUAUAGUCUAUUUAUUACACCGCUCAUAGUGAGGAGACAGGAGGGGGGGACCUCUGAAGUCUUCAUCUACUACAGCUAUCGUAAAACUGAAAUUAUCUUUCAACUAUGGAGUUGAGUUCAGUAAUUUUAACCACCGGGAGCUCCUUCGGGUUUUUCCGACUUGUCCACGCGGGGGUCAGUAAACUCCCCAUGCCCGAGUCCGCCUGUAGGAAUGCGUGGAAAUGGAGAAACAUCGCCACAUCCUUCGUGCACAGCUUUAUCACUGCGAUAUGGGCAGUGCUGUGCUUUUUCCGUCACCCGCAGAUGGCUGAAGAUUUGAUAGAAACUCACUCAGUGUUUUCUCACGCUUUGGUGUCGUUUUCCAUCGGUUACUUCAUGUAUGACUUCUUUGACAUGGUGGUGAACCAGAAGCUGAGUCAGUCAUGGGAGCUUCUCUUUCAUCACUUGGUGGUGAUCACCUGUUUCGGCCUGUCUGUGCUGUCUUGCCGCUACGUGGGCUUCGCCGUGGUGGCCCUGUUGGUGGAGAUUAACUCCGUGUUCCUCCAUCUCAGGCAAAUGCUGCGUAUGGCCAACAUUGCCAAAGGCACGCUAUACCGGGUCAACAGCAUGAUCAACCUCGGCACAUACGUGGUGUUCCGCAUCAACACGCUGGCCUGGAUGACCCGCUGGCUGGUGCUCAACAGGGACAAUGUGCCCCUCCUGGCCUACACACUGGGCAGCGUGGGUCUGGCCAUCAUGACGGCCAUGAACAUCGUCCUGUUUUAUCGGCUACUCAGGAGCGACUUUUUGAAGAGCAGCAAGACCAAGAAAGAGAAAGAGAUGUAGAGAGGAGAGGAGGAAGGGACCCGAGGGAUUGGAUUCACAAGCACACUGGUUACUGUACGUUAACACCCUGUGGCUGAGAUUUGGUACCGUUUUUCAUGUGUGUGGUUAUACAUACUCAUACUGUAUAUAUGUGCAUACAAGGUGUCAUCAAAUGGCCUCACGUCAAACAUAGAUCACUCACAGCCGUUAUGCUAAAAGCUACCUUUAGUUGUAGUUUUAACUUCAGGCUGUGUUCCAGUCAUCUUUAAGUGCCAUUAGUGCCUCACUAAUGGCAGAUGGAGGAUUCUUCAUAUGAACAAUUUAAGGCCUUGUAAAACGACACCAAACUCCCUAUUGCCAGGGUGUUUCACCUAAAUCUUUUGUGAAAUGUAGCCUAUGUCAAGUGAAGAUGCACCCGCCAACGCUCAUGUACAGUAUAUUUACAUCGAAAACAUAGGAAUCAAGUACAAAAUAUCUUUAGAUAUAUCACAAGAAUAACCUUUCUGUUUAUACAUUUUAUACACAUAUUAUACUGUUGUGGGUUAUUUGAAAUAAUGUUUAUUUACCACUGAGUAAAAAUAUCUGUGGAAUCCAAACCCUCUUGUUGUUUAACGCGAGCAUUGCAGAGGUGAAUAUAUCUUCUUUUUUUUUUCUUUCCACCAAAUCUCCUCAACUAAAAACCGCCUGCUACCUCAGAAAGCUCGUAACAGUUCUUUACCUCUUCCUAACACAAGCUUUGCUGUCAGUGUUCGGCAGGUUCUUUGUUAUUAGGGAAGAAAAUAAAUAUAUUUACAGAUUAUAUAUGUCUGUAGAGGAAGGAUAUCCAGAAAAUACUAAUCUUGACUGAGGGAGAGAAUAGAGGGUAAGAGGGUGAUAAAUAAAUACUUUAAAGUUGCAUUUAGAUAAAACAGAUCCAAUUUCUUUUGAUGAAACAGUCCUAGCAGGCCUUACAUUUAUUAAGAUUAUACAGUUUAACCCCAAUCCUUAAAACCCUACUGUCCCCCCACCAGGUCACUGUGAUAGUAAAUCUCAAAGGAACAAAAUAAAUUGAGAAUAUUCUGACUCCAAGGGCUCACCGAUUGAUUAUGGCUAAAGAGAGACGAGGGUUGCCCCCCGACCACCCAUCAGCCAUCGCCAAUGACAUCAGUGUCCAGCAGCAGUCAGUAACGGAGGUUGUCAGACAGCUCGGUUGGCUGCUGUAUACUUGAAACCUGCAAAAUGACAAGAAAACAAGCAAAAACAACAGUAGAUGGUGCUGCAGCAAUGUUUUCAUGGUUUGUAUGUAUUCCUUUAGUGGUCUAUUAUGGUGUUUAGUCUGCGGUAGGAGCUCUCAGACAGGCAGGAGUUGUUGUUCUUCAUUUGGCCUUCGGAGGACAGCACUCUCUUCAACAUUAUCUCAGUGAUCACAACAACACACACAAGAACACCAGAGAUGUCUUUAUUUUGUUACGUCUUUGUCCAUCUUUGUGCCCCUCGCCUUCAAUGUGAAGUCGGCAGUAAGCACGGACGUAUGCAGAGAAACUCCUGAGGUCAGUGUUGGUCUGAGAUCUGUGAAUACUGCAAACACACAUUUAUACACACGGCUGCUACGAGGCUGCCUAAUUCCCCCCUCACAUCAUACUGUAACAGUCAUUGUAUGAUAUGGAAAUGUUUGAUGCCAUUUAUGUUUUAUGUUGUUGCUUUUUUGUGUGUGUAAAUUCAUUGUUUGCGGGGUAAAAUUGUGUAUAUUUGUAAUUUAUUUGUGCUAAAACAAAGUUGUGGAUUAAAGAUAAAAUGAACACGAUGUUCAAUGAAUUUCCCUGUUUGGAAAACAGUUGAUUAUAGUUGAUUUAAUUGUGUAAGUCAUGUUGUUGUGUGGCCUUUCUUUCUAUGUUUCCUCAGCUUAAAUUUUCAUAACCCGGUGUCUACAAGCUCAUAGUCAGCUUAAAAGUGUUCAGUGUUCAAGCCCUAAAACCAGGCUGUCCAACCAUAUUACAAACACAGCCACAUAUUCAGUGAACAUCCUGUGGAGUUGGAAGGAAACAUCAGACGCAAUCAGUAAAUUUAGAAUCUGCUGUUAGCACUUAAAUGCAGCUCAGUGACACAGACAGUCCACAUCUCUUUGUCCACAUUAAAAUCAAGACAUCACUGCACUAAAGAAACUGCCCUGUUUGAAGGCAGUAAAGUUUGAAUUAUUGUUGUUGUGGCUGAUUCCCAGUUUAAAAACAAGUGUAACUCCAGUUUUGAAUUUUUAUUGUGAAUGUAUAUUUGCAUUUUCUUCCAAUUUGUAAUUUUUAUUUUAGGGCAGCUUAACUUUGUGGUUAUAGUGUUGACAACUAGUGACACUUGAGCUUCUUUCUGACAAGCAAGUUUAUAUCUGUGAACGUGUUCUCUGAGGCUGUAAUGUUAUUGGAAAUAUACACGUAUGAGACCAGAUUUGUUCAUUAUGUUGCUGUGUGCUUUUAGGAAUUGUGAUAUAACGUAGCAGCCGUCUUAAUCAGUGUCAUGCCAAGAACAAGCUACUGUACUGCACUCCUGUUCCUCAGAGAGGGGCAGCAGUCGUGAGCUCGUAUGGUCACGCUGCCAUAUAUUCCUCGUCAUACACAAUAAAUGUGGUGGUUGACUGCA